AAAAUUUUCAAUGUGAAGAGCAAUGACAGAUAUUACAAACGAUGAUUUGAGUUACUGGUUUGGAUGUCAGUUGAUUUUGACUAUUUCUUUCAUUGUAGCAACUUACAGAAAGUUCAACCUUGAUGGAAAUACGAAAUUACAGGUGGUUGUUAGUGCUCCUACUUCAGGUUCUGUAUCAGAAAUAGAUAUGCAGGUCACUAAUACUAGUGGCACCUUAGUUCUUCACUGGGGUGGGAUACAAAUUGGAAAAGAGUAAGUACACUUGUAAAUAUAAUGAUUUGCUUUGAUUCAAGUUUUGAGCUAUAGCAUUAAAAUGUUUUAUGUUACUUUUGUCAUUUUUUCACGCAGU
Messenger RNA from Camellia sinensis, 349 nucleotides. The record is from RefSeq and is a predicted model, not a curated record. Lineage: Eukaryota; Viridiplantae; Streptophyta; Magnoliopsida; Ericales; Theaceae.